AUGACUCGAAUAGCUUUAAAGAUCUUGACGAUAGCCGACGAAGAAAGAACGAAGGAGAUUAACAAAGAGAUCGAGGCUAUUAAUAAGAAGAUCGAGGCUACGGGUACGGAAAAGGGAUUCGGCAACGGACUUUUAAAAGAUUCCGGAUCCGGAAAUAAGCUUUUUAAGGACCUUAGAAAAGUAAGACUUACAAUCGGCAACUAUAUCGAUAACCUUUUACCGAUCCGACUAUUAGCUAAGCACGGCACGCUUGCGUACGGUACUUUAAGCGCUUUUAACGAUGAUAAUGACGAUUUCUUUAAGCUAAGAGCAACAGACCUUUAUUUAAGAGCAAAGGAGUUGGCUUUGUUUGCAAGAAGCUUUCUUAAAGAGCUGAAUCGGUACGGUUUGACUUUAAACGACUACUUGGCGGCGUUCUUUAUUAUGUUGACGAAAGAAGCUAUAACCUUUUAUUACAAUCAUAUGAUUAAGGCUAAGCUUCUUACGUUUAAAGCGAACGCUAUUGUUAUAAGAGACCACUUCGAGACUGACUAUCGGCGGCAAGCAAAAUACGACCGUUAA
Molecule: messenger RNA, 561 nt
Organism: Drepanopeziza brunnea f. sp. 'multigermtubi' MB_m1
Lineage: Eukaryota; Fungi; Ascomycota; Leotiomycetes; Helotiales; Drepanopezizaceae
Source: RefSeq, a predicted model, not a curated record